AUGGGGGACCGCGGGCGAGAGAGCGAUCGCACGGGCUUGCUCGUGCUCUAUGGGUCCGAGACAGGCAAUGCCGCGGACGUCGCAGAGGGCGUGUGGCGCGCCGCGCGCCGAAAAGGGUUCGCGGCGCGCGUGAUGCCCAUGGAUGAUUACGAGGUCGCCAGGCUCCCCAGCGAGCGCUGCGUGGUCUUCGUGUGCUCGACCACAGGCCAAGGCGACGCGCCGUCCAACAUGCGCAAGUUCUGGCGCUUUCUCUGCCGCAAGGAUCUCCCCGCAGACUCGCUCUCCAAUUCACGCUGCGCUGUCUUCGGUCUCGGCGACUCAGGCUACCAGAAGUACAACGUCACCGCGCUCAAGCUCUUCCGCCGCCUCGAGAUGCUCGGCGCCACCCUCCCCCUGCCACCCGCCCUCGGCGACGACCAACACCCCAAGGGCUACGAAGGCGCGCUGCAGCCGUGGAUGUCCGAACUCUUCCCCGCGCUCGCGCCCGCGCUGCCGCCUCCGAGCGGCGCCUUCGACGCCCCGGGCGAGUCGGACGGGAUGCCGGCAUUAGACCCCCCCAAGUUCGUAGUGAGCGUUGUCGGGCGGACACCCCCCCCGGCCGGCGCACCGCACCGCGCGCUCCUCGAGGAGGGGCUCGAGGCCGCGCGGCUCCUCGACCGCGUGUCCGCCGCGGCGAUCGGCUGCGACGAGGACGCGUUCGGGCAGCGAGCUGACGCACGCCCCCCGUUUGGCCCUCACUCCCCCCUCCUCGCGCCCGUCGCGGUCAACAAGCGUGUCACCGCCGCGACCACUCCGCCGCCAUCGGACCCGACCGCCGACCGCGACGUCAGGCAUAUCGAGCUCGACGUCAGCGCCGCAAUCGACGUGGCGGCGCGCAACGGCAGUGCGGCGCUGCAGUACGAGGCCGGUGACGCCGCCGCCGUGGUGCCCUGGGUGAGCGCGGCGGCGAUUGACGCGUUCUGUGCGCGGUGCAGCGUCCACGAGAACGACGUGCUGCACAUUGCGCCGCAUCCGUAUUACGCGGGGGGUGUGGAGGAGGAGAAGGGGGGUGUCAAGGGGGGUGUGCGCGUCCGGGCGGGCGCGCUGUUCCGGGCGGCGCUGGACGUCGCGGGCGCGAGUCCGCGCCGCUACUUUUUCACGGUGGCGGCGCACUUCGCCCGCGCGCAGCACGAGCGGGAGCGCCUCGCAGAGCUCGCGUCCCCCGAGGGCCUGGAGGAGUUAUACGAGUACAACGAAAAGGAGUCCCGGUCCGUCAUGGAGGUCCUCUCUGACUUCCCCUCCGUCAACCUCCCGCUCGACUACCUCGUCCAGGUCGUGCCGCGCUUGCAGCCGCGCCUCUUCUCCAUCGCGUCCGCGCCCUCCGCGCACCCGGGACGCAUCCACCUGACAGCAGCUGUUGUCAAGUAUCACACCCCCUACGGCCGCCUCAAGCGCGGGCUCUGCACGACGUGGCUCGCGGGGCUGCAGCCCGGCAGCGACGACGCCCUCGUGCCCAUGUGGAUCGAGCGCGGGGCCCUCAAGCUCAACAGCGACGUCGACACCCCCCUCAUCUGCGUCGGGCCCGGGACGGGCGUGGCCCCGCUGCGCGCUCUCUUGUUCGAGCGCAGCCGCGCGCGGGCGCGUCUCGGCGCCGGCGCGGGCGGGCGCUGUCUGCUGUUCCACGGGUGCAGGGCCCCCGGGGACGAGUUGUACCGGUCAGACUGGCAGGAGCUGCUGACGGACGGGACGCUGAGGGAGGGGGGGUACUCGGUGGGGUACUCGCGGGUGUCUGGCGAGAAGAAGGUGUACGUGCAGAACAAGAUCAAGGAGCGGGCCGGGGACGUCUGGGACGCCCUGACGCAGGGGGGGGUGAUGUAUGUGUGCGGGUCUGCGGGGACGAUGCCUGACGCGGUGUGCCUGGCGCUGCGUGGCGUCGUGGAGGACGUCGGCGGGCUGUCGAAGGAGGAGAGCGCGAAGUGGCUCGCCACGAUGGCGUCCGGGGGGAGGCUCUUCAUAGAGGCAUGGUCGUGA
This is a messenger RNA of Pedinophyceae sp. YPF-701, 2010 nucleotides long. The record is from the annotation of a GenBank genome assembly. Lineage: Eukaryota; Viridiplantae; Chlorophyta; Pedinophyceae.